This is a messenger RNA of Puma concolor (puma), 300 nucleotides long. Its product is annotated as C-C motif chemokine 7-like. NCBI's taxonomy places the organism in Eukaryota, Metazoa, Chordata, Mammalia, Carnivora, Felidae. Gene Ontology annotation, cellular component: extracellular region. The record is from RefSeq and is a predicted model, not a curated record. Gene Ontology annotation, molecular function: CCR chemokine receptor binding; chemokine activity. Gene Ontology annotation, biological process: chemokine-mediated signaling pathway; inflammatory response; positive regulation of cell migration.
AUGAAGGUCUCCACAGCGCUUCUGUGCCUGCUGCUCACAGCUGCUGCCUUCAGCCUCCAGGCACUUGCUCAGCCAGAGGGGAUUAAUAGCCCAACAACCUGCUGCUAUAGAUUUACUGUUAGAAAGAUCCCCAUCCAGAAGCUGAAGAGCUACAGAAGAAUCACCAGCAGCUAUUGUCCCAGGGAAGCCGUGAUCUUCAAGACCAAACAGGCCAAGGAGCUCUGUGCUGACCCCAAGCAGAAGUGGGUCCAGGAUUUCAUGGAGUACCUGGACAAGAAAACCCAAACCUCAAAGCUAUGA